AUGGAUGAAUUUUGGAUUGAGAAAAAAGUUGAGUUACCCGAGGAUUUAUUAAAUGUUGGACCUGUUCCAAUCUCCGUUAAUGAAAAUAAACUUGGGGAAAGAGAUCGUGUCUAUCAUGAGCGAUUUUCUACAAAUGUGAAUGGAAUAAUUGAUUCAUGGAAAAAUUCACAAUAA
Messenger RNA from Diversispora eburnea, 174 nucleotides. Lineage: Eukaryota; Fungi; Glomeromycota; Glomeromycetes; Diversisporales; Diversisporaceae. The record is from the annotation of a GenBank genome assembly.